AACAGCUGACUGAGCAGUGGGUUGUGCGUAUUGCUAGCAAUUCCCAAAAGGGCAUCCUCAUUUUGUGUAAAUAUAAAGGGACCUUUAGGGUUUUUUUUUUAAUUUAUUCACAGCAGAUAAUGGCUGAGACAGAUCCCAAAACCGUGCAGGACUUUACAAAUGUGGUGCAAACCUUGCUGCAACAGAUGCAAGACAAGUUCCAGACCAUGUCGGACCAGAUCAUUGGAAGGAUUGAUGAAAUGAGCACACGGAUUGAUGACCUGGAGAAGAACAUUGCUGACCUAAUGACCCAGGCCGGCGUAGAAGAAAACGGGGCAAUGCCUGAAAAGCCGAAAGAAAGUCAAGGCUCAUCAUGAAGGUCCAGAGAGAGACAGCCUGAUCCUAUGUACUGGAGCUGCGGAAUUCCAAUCCUGAAAAUGACAUUGACUUGUGUGAUAUAUAUUUUUUAUAUAUAUAUUGACUGUGGUGACAAAUGGUUAUGUAUUGAUUUAAAGACAAAUGGAACGUUAUUUGUGAGAUAGAAUAGUGUGUUUUGCCCGUUAGAACUUUAGCUGUGCAAAAAAUACAAAUGAAUGCAGUUUGUGCACUGGCAGGGGUGUUGUCCUAUAUUGUAAUUGAUUCUUGUAACAUGAGGUGCUGGCUGAUGGAGACACUGUUGCCCGGCCUGUCAUGGUGUCACUCUGCAAGCUAAUAGGUUGAAAGAAAUACCUUUCAAAGACAGGAACUUAACAUCUGACGCCUGCAUAAUUUGACAGGCACUGUCCAUUAGCCGUGAGAUGCAUUCCCUCUUAACAGAUUUUCUUCUAUGAAAUACAUUUAAUAAAAUGCUGUUGAGUUACAUAGUAUGUAUUUGGUGCCAGGUGCUCUUCAAUAUAAUCAAGAGGUGCUUUUUGUAAACAAACCAUUUUACUAAGCAAAUUGCAUGAUACCUGUUUACUCUGUACAGUAGAGUUAAUCCAAAUAAAUGGUGUUUAACUGAAAGACACUUGGCACUUCAAUGCACAGCACUAACUUUUAUUCAAAAUAAUGCAAACAAAACUGUACAACCAAAAUGCAACAGUAAUCUACGAAAGUAAAGGGCCAAACAAAGCAAACCUGUCGAGAGUUGGAAAAAAAACAGUCAUUGAUCCUGUUACAAAGCUGCAUCAAAAAACAACACUAGCAUGAGAACAUGUUAUCAAAGCAACAUUAAGUCUACUGAACAGAAUGACAGAGGUCACUUAAUUGCAAUUGUCCAAGUGAAGACUUAGAAUUCAAAGUCAAUAUCUGUCAUGUCAAUAGCCCAGGCAAACUUGUCCCUUUGGGUCUUAUUAUAGAUUUUUUCAAUAGGUACCCCCAUUCUUUUGCACCUGAAACAAGUACAAAAAAGAAAGUAUCAGAUUAUACUCUUUUCAAAUAUUCCAACAACACAAAGCCUUUUUGUAUUGGGUUUAAGGCGCAACAUGCCUAUGCCCCAAAAGUCUUGUCAAGAUGAAAAGCAUUC
Messenger RNA from Hippocampus comes (tiger tail seahorse), 1483 nucleotides. It is a transcript of the gene hsbp1b, whose product is annotated as heat shock factor binding protein 1b. Gene Ontology annotation, molecular function: transcription corepressor activity. Gene Ontology annotation, biological process: cellular heat acclimation. Gene Ontology annotation, cellular component: nucleus; cytosol. Lineage: Eukaryota; Metazoa; Chordata; Actinopteri; Syngnathiformes; Syngnathidae. The record is from RefSeq and is a predicted model, not a curated record. The transcript is spliced from 4 exons. The coding region runs from base 120 to 356 and encodes 78 amino acids.